AUCGGCACUGACGUUAUAUCGUCUCUGCUCCACACCCCCUCCUCCUCUGUCUCUGCCUGUCUCCGCACUGCUGGCCCCUAUCCGUUGUGUGUCACAGGCGGUAUCACAGCAGCAGACAUUUGGCGAGGAAAAACACGGACUGCGGUCACAUACUGCGCGCUUAUGCUUCGCGUGGACGUAUCGGGGGCGAACAGGAUUGUAUAUUAAUUUUCGCGGCAUUGUGCACUGUCUCCGAAGAGCAUUUCUUCCUUUGACACCCCCUCCCAUCUGCUUGUGUGGAUGGUUGACUGCGGAUUUGAUGGUGCUGAGCAGGCUCGUCUGAUUGAAGGCUUGCGACCAGGGGGGGCAUCUGUGGGGCCGCAGGGAGAGAAACCUCUGUCCACGGCUGCGUCUGUCCUCUGCCCUGUGAUUGUGAAUGGACUGCGCUCCCCUCCGUGAUUUUCUGCAGUCGCUCUGAGUCAUUUGUGGAAGAAGAUGGCGGACAGGGCUGAGAUGUUUUCCCUAUCCACUUUCCAUUCCUUGUCUCCUCCUGGCUGCAGGCCAGCACACGACAUCAGCCUGGAGGAGUUUGAUGAUGAAGAUCUCUCUGAAAUCACGGAUGACUGCGGGAUUGGACUCAACUAUGACUCUGAUCCUUAUGAGAAGGACUCCCUCAUUCUGGAGAAGAGUGACAUGCACCACCCAGUCUGCUCCUUCCAGGAUGACUUCCAAGAGUUUGAGAUGAUUGACGAUGAAGAUGAGGAUGAUGAGGAGGAAGAGGAAGAAGAUGAAGAGGUUGACCCUGAUGCACCCCCGUCCCCCUCUGCCUCCCCCCCUCUCUCUCCUACUCUUGGCACUCUGAAGAGCAGACCCACCACAUUGAACCUCACCACUGCUGUGUCACAGGAUUCACUGAACAACAACAGCAGUCUCUCCCCAAAGAAAGGAAGCUGGCAGGACUCUUUACGCAAGACCUCACAGGGUCGUCUGUCUCCAACCCACUCAUGUCUGGAGGAUGGUAGCCAUGUGACAGGCCAGUGCCCAACCUCUCCAGUUUCCCAGGCACCAGGGUCUCAGAGCAAAGGUAUUCCACCAAAACAGGCAGGGGAGGGCGGGAACCCCCAAUCCCCUCAUAGGCCCCUCCUCUGCGACAUCGAGGGCAACAGGCGGGAGAGGCCCGAAUACGGCUCAUUUGGUCAACACAAGUCCCACCCUUUCUCUGGUGAUGUCACUGAGUCAAAAGUAGACCCUUCAGUCCAGACAGCCAGAGUACCUUCUGUAGACGAGCACUCCCAGUGUUCGGACACCGAGGUGGACCAUGACCUCAACAGCGACCACAACCACAAACACUCAAACCGGCGUGCCACUGACACUUACACGAUCACCAGUGAGUCUGGUGUGGAGCCGGAGAACGAGCUAGAUCCAGAUGGAACCAGUCGCUGCUUGUCAUCCACUGCACCCAUGGGAGCCAACGACGGUGCCGAUACACCCUUCUCUGAUGAAGAGCUGGAGAAGGACUUUGAGGUGGAGUUCAUGUGUAAGGAGACUUACGAUAUGGUGUGUAAGGAGAAUCAGUCGACUUAUGUGGAAUUCCCCUCCAUUGAACCCGCCUCCUUCUCCAGCUUUAUGGCCAACAGCCGCUCAGAUGUUCUUGACCGGUCCAACAGUUCCGAUGCAGCAGUUUCUGCCAUGGAGGCAGCCGCUAACGACUCCACCUCUCCAUCCUCAGACCCAGGGAUAGCAGACAUGAACCAGCAGGGUUACAUGACUUCGGACCAGGACAAGGACCUCAGCUCUCCAGGCUCUGACUCUGACGUUGAAGGGGAGCUGGAGGCAGCGUUUGCCUGUGGAGGUCCCGUGGUCUCCAACAUGAUCUCCUCUAUCUCAGAGACAGAGCUUGACCUGACAAGUGAUGACAGCAGCAGUGGACGCUCGUCUCACCUCACCAACUCCAUUGAGGAGGCCAGCUCGCCUACAUCAGACCAGGAACUGGACCCGGACACAGAGUUAGAGCAGGACAGUGGCAUCGUGGGACUGAAAGUGUCUUUACUUCUGGGCCAACCUGACCCAAUCAAAGAAGGGUCUCCUCUUCCCUCUCCUUCCCCUCUACCCUCACCCACUAUUGCUACACCAUCCCCUGUUGACUCACCCAUCUUACCCCCUGAGUCCUACGAUGAUGAUCGAGCUCUGAUGGGGCUGCAGAAUGUGGACGAUGAGCUGUCUUUCGAACACCAGGCUGACCCAGAUGAAACUUUGCCUCCAGCCCAACAAUGUGAAGACAGCAUGUCCAGACAGAUGGUACUGCAGAUAGAACCAGACCACAGUCUAGAGAGCUUCAAACGCUCCUUCUACCUGCCAGUGGGACCCAGGCUAAUGCCCAAUGCAGAUGAAUAUGAUGGAACCAGUGAGGGAGACUCCGAAUCAGAAAGCGAAGACGACCUGAGCGAGAACUCAGACUCACCAUGGCUGCUCAGCAACCUGGUCAACAGGAUGAUCUCAGAGGGCUCGUACCCAAUCAGUUGUCCUGAGGACUGCUUCAAGAGGAAGGUGUCUGUGUCAGACACCAUCUCACCAUCCUCAGACAUUGGAGAUGGAGAUGGUUUCAAUGAUGAGGACCAAGAGAAGAAAGCAGAGAUGGAGGGAUCAGAGGAAGAAGAGAAUGAAGGAGAGAGGAGGAAGAGUGUGGAGUCUUCAAAAGGAGCAGUGAUGAAUACCUGUCUGUAUAUGAACAACUGUACUGGUGACACCAUAAACCCUGUGAUCUUAGAGCGCUGUGCAAACAACGGGAGGGGGACCACAGAUUUCAACUCCUUAGAUACCACUAAAGACUCUGAGAAGAACUUCACAGACAAACCAUCCAAGAAUGCCAGGAGACAGGAGGAAGAUGAAGAACCCAACAAUGACUUGAUGAUGCUAGAGGGAAGGAAGGAUCUGGACUCACCAAGCCUCAGUGAGAGUGUGGUCAGCGACAAGGACGAAGGACGAGAAACUGAGCCCAGGCCAACGAGUCGUUCCUCAGCCUCUCUUGAGCGUAUCACCGAGGUUAAACAAAGCCUGACACUGGACAUACCCACUGCCCAGACAAACCGCUGCUUCAGCCUCACCUACUCCACGGACAAUGAAGAAGAGGAGGACGACGGAGACUCUUACCCAUUCCUGGGUGGCUUGAGGAAGCAGUCCUACAGGGGAAGUGACUUAGAGCUUGACAGUUCACCACCCCUUGAUUCCAGUGUGCAAGACCAUCUCAUAUCUGACCAUGACCUACCACUGUGUGAGAAAGAUCUGGCUCUGAGGCAGCCGAAUGAAGAUGAUGGACUGGCGUAUGACUCCAUGAAGUACACGCUGGUGGUGGAUGAGAAUACUACGCUGGAACUAGUCAGUCUCAGAAGGUGCACCUCCGUCCUGAGUGAUGACAGUGAGCUCUCCACGCUAUGUGACGAGGAACCUUUGGGGAGAGGGGUGGACUAUGGUCACGAUGAUGAGGAGGUGAGGCCAGAACUUCUCAGUUCUUCUGAGGACUCAUCCCCUGAGGCUGACCUCCCAUUCUCUAAGAAGUUCCUCAAUGUGUUCGUCAACAGCACCUCCCGCUCCUCCAGCACAGAGUCCUUUGGGCUUUUCUCCUGUACCAUCAAUGGAGAGGAGAGGGACCAGACACACAGGGCAGUCUACAGAUUCAUCCCCAGACAUGCAGAUGAGCUGGAGCUGGAUGUGGAUGAUCCUUUGUAUGUGGAGGAAGAAGAGGAUGACUACUGGUACCGAGGCUAUAACAUGCGAACAGGGGAGAGGGGCAUCUUUCCUGCUUUCUAUGCCCAUGAGGUCAUAGGCCAGUCUAAGGAGCUGUUGGGCAUGAAAAGAAAUCCAGCAUGGAUUGAGACUUUCAGCGUUCAGUUUUUGGGGUCUGUUGAGGUACCUUAUCACCAAGGCAACGGCAUUCUCUGCGCCGCCAUGCAGAAGAUCGCGAUAUCAAGGAAACGGACGGUACAUGUGCGACCUCCUUCUCUGUGUGAGCUGGAGAUUAGCUUGCAAGGAGUGAAACUGAUCAUGAGUCUGGAGGAUGAAUAUGACACACUCGAUGAGUAUGACAGAUGUAGUCACUUCUUCCAGAUGAAGAACAUCUCCUUCUGUGGAUGCCAUCCGAGGAACAACUGCUACUUUGGCUUUAUCACUAAGCACCCCAUGUUGAACAGAUUUGCUUGCCACGUGUUUGUAUCCCAGGAGUCCAUGCGGCCUGUAGCAGAGUGUGUUGGACGAGCCUUCCAGGAGUACUACCAGGAACAUCUGGAGUACGCCUGCCCCACCGAGGACAUCUACCUGGAGUAAGAAGUGUUGCCAUGAUGACCCACCUUCUUUCUCUGCAGCUUGUGUAUGUUCAUCAGGUUUGCCACCAGAGGGCGCUGUCAGUGGGGUCUUCUCUCCAUUGUAAAAUACUCCUUUGUGUCCCUCUAAAACUGGGAUCUUCAUUUCUACAGUAUGCUAGGCAUUUGAAUGAUUUCAUUCAUCCCUCUCUCUGUUUAUUUCCAUCAUCUCGAUGGAUUGAUUGCCUGUUUCUUUUAACUUUUUCUAUGAUACAAAACUAAGACGCUGAGCACCUGUUUAUUUAAGGGUUCCUCUUUUGAAAUGAAAACAAUAUACCUACUACUGCUGUUUCACUUUUCAAUGCAUGGCUAGUAGGGUUACUGCACACAGACACACCAAGAAAUACACAUAUCUAAGUGAAUGGCAAGCAGCUCAACAAUCAGUACAGAAAUGGUGUAGAACCAAGAGGUCGGCGUUUAAUUAACUGUAAAUAUGUAUUUGUUCAAAAUAUUAUAACUGCUAAUUUGAUUUCUACUGAUAGUGACAUUGGAGCAAAGUAGAGAGAGUGCAGUGAACUGUCCUUGGUCCGAGCUUACCCCUGUGUCGCGUACAAGACGUAGUGUGUGUUGUAAAUAUAUGUAUAGAACGUAGACAUGCAGGCGCCUCAUCCAGACUAAUUAAGAAACACUCACAGCUGAGACUGAUGGAGGGGAUUUUGUUUUAUUGUGGGUAUUAAUGACUCACUCUGACAGGAGUAACUGCAGGUGUAAGAGAUUUUAGAGUGAUGACUUGUGAUGAACUUUGAAUGUUAAUAGCCCCACAGAUAUUUCAUUCAGCUUGGAUUAGGUGCAGUAAGUGUCAGCACAUUUGGAUGAUACGACAGAUCCAUUUUACUCUUCGCCCAGUCCUCAAAGUUGCACUGCUUGCUGACCUUCGACGUAGGGAGCUUUCACAUGAAAUCAUUCAACUGUUAAAAUUGCAAAUCACUGAUCGCUGUAUGCUUUGCAAUGACUGAUGUGACUUCCAGGUCAGAGAAAGCAAAAGCCCUCUGAAAAGCCAUAUUCUCAUACCUCUGACUGUAUAAAUCUGGUUGUCAGGGA
This is a messenger RNA of Perca flavescens (yellow perch), 5375 nucleotides long. RefSeq names its product mitogen-activated protein kinase 8 interacting protein 2 (gene mapk8ip2). Bases 475 to 4299 code for a protein of 1274 amino acids. The record is from RefSeq and is a predicted model, not a curated record. Gene Ontology annotation, cellular component: cytoplasm. NCBI's taxonomy places the organism in Eukaryota, Metazoa, Chordata, Actinopteri, Perciformes, Percidae. Gene Ontology annotation, biological process: JNK cascade; regulation of JNK cascade. Gene Ontology annotation, molecular function: JUN kinase binding; MAP kinase scaffold activity. The transcript is spliced from 14 exons.